Molecule: messenger RNA, 1828 nt
Organism: Octopus sinensis (East Asian common octopus)
Lineage: Eukaryota; Metazoa; Mollusca; Cephalopoda; Octopoda; Octopodidae
Product: zinc finger protein 479-like
Exons: 2
Coding region: 737-1669 (310 amino acids)
Biological process (GO): regulation of transcription by RNA polymerase II; central nervous system development
Cellular component (GO): nucleus
Molecular function (GO): DNA-binding transcription factor activity, RNA polymerase II-specific; RNA polymerase II cis-regulatory region sequence-specific DNA binding
Source: RefSeq, a predicted model, not a curated record
UUUGUGCCAUUGUCUCACAAGCACCUUACCUUCUUUCACUCUAAUUUAACGGGCACCAACCGAACGACGAGUGACUAACCGUAAAGUAACAGUUAAAUCACAGAGAACACUGUGACCUAUUUUAACACUGUGCCUGUGUGGGUAUCUAAGAAUUAUUUAUAGACUUUCAUAGAAUGACUCCUUGAAGAUACAGUGAUGUCUUUCUUAUUGGAAUCUAAAACAUCGGAUGACAUUGCCAGAAGAACUUCUAAUACACCAUUAUCACCAUCAUCAUUUCAAGGUUAACGGAAGAUAUUCUACGAAACAAAUAAAAACCCCAUUUACAUAAAUCUGCGAAGAAUUACUGUGAAAUAUUUCUUCUGAACAGGAAUUACUGGAGAAAUUUCUCAGCUUCACUGUCUGGAAUAUGUACCAGAUGAUUCUGUAUUUUAAAUAAUCUUGGACAAGUUUAUAUAGGAGUACACCGCAUUGUUGUAUAGCUACGAAGACCUCAUUUGAAGAAAUUCUAGCUGAGACAUAUUCUUUGUGAUUAAAAAAUAAAGAAGGAAAAAUACCGUUAAUAUCCAUGUGAUAUUUGUAGUAAUGCCAGUAGACCUAUCAACUAUUGGUAUCUUUGUUGAUAAAGAUAUAUAUUUAAACGAUACUUUGAAAAGCACGAAUUGUAAGAAUUAUAUAAAAAUUAAUUUUGUGAGAAGUUGAAAAAAAAUUGAUGUAUUUUUCUUGAAGAAUUCUGAAAAUGACAGAAAAUUCCUAUAACUGUGAUGUCUGUCACAAGUCGUUCUCUCAAAAAUCUAAUCUGAAAACUCACGUACUCAUUCAUACUGGAGAGAAACCCUUUCGCUGUGAUAUCUGUGGUAAAUCGUUUGCUGGGGGUAGUAACUUGACUAAACACAAACGUACACACACAGGAGAAAAACCAUAUCAGUGUGAUAUCUGCGGAAAAUCAUUCUCCGUAAAUCACAACUUGACUUCUCACAAACUCAUUCACACGGGAGAGAAACCAUAUCACUGUGACAUCUGUGGUAAAUCUUUCUCUCAAAACAGUCUCUUAACUUACCACAAACGCAUUCAUACGGGAGAGAGGGCUCAUCGCUGUGAUAUCUGUGGUAAAAUAUUUUCUGAAAGUGGGGCUUUAACAAGACACAAACGUACUCAUACAGGGGACAAACCAUAUGACUGUGAUAUCUGCGGUAGUGCUUUCUCUCAAAGUGAUUUCUUGACAAGACACAAACGUAUUCAUACGGGUGAGAAACCAUAUCACUGCGAUAUCUGUGGUAAAUCAUUCUCUGAAAGUGGUGCUUUAACAAGACACAAUCGCACUCAUACCGGGGACAAACCGUAUCACUGUGAUGUCUGUGGUAGAACGUUCUCUCAAAUAGAUUUCUUAGUAAGACACAGACGCAUUCAUACAGGGGAGAAGCCAUACCAUUGUGAUAUUUGUGGUAAAUUGUUUGCUGGGUGUAGCGAUUUGACCAGACACAAACGCAUUCAUACCGGGGACAAACCAUAUCACUGUGAUAUCUGUGGUAAAGCAGUUGCUAGAAGCAGUGACUUGACCAGACAUAAACGUACUCAUACAGGAGAGAGGCCAUAUCACUGUGAUAUCUGUGGUAAAUAUUUCUCGCAAGCAGGAGGCUUAUCCAGGCACAAAUGCAUUCACACAGGAUAGAAAUGAUAUCAUUAUGAUGUUUCUGGUGAAUUCUUUUCUUCUGGGGUUGUCUUAAAUAAACAAAAACACAUUUAUACAGCUAAGAAACCACAUCUCUUUUACUUGUUUUAGUCAUUUGACUGCGGCCAUGCCAGAGCACUGCCUUUAGUCGAGCAAAUC